Messenger RNA from Drosophila suzukii, 3154 nucleotides. The record is from RefSeq and is a predicted model, not a curated record. Lineage: Eukaryota; Metazoa; Arthropoda; Insecta; Diptera; Drosophilidae.
AAGGAAAUAUGAGGAGCGCAAUCAGCAACAGCGAAAUGAAUAAAUUACGCGAAAAUAAAAUCAAUUUGCAUUAAGAGCUGGAGACGAGCGACUAGCCAACGUCGGACCCAUCAGACGUACUACUGCUACUGCUUGGACCCCUCGAGAACCCUGGAGAACCUAACCGUAUACCAUCCCUCAUCCACCGACUGACAGCCAUUUGAAGGACAAACAAGGCAAGGCGCUGGCCCAUGAGCUGCCGGGCGGGCAAAUUAUAUUACCUUGUCAGGCGAGUGACAUAAGGCGGACCUCUCGCCCCCUUGGCCCCGCAACCCACACCCAAAACCCAUGUGUGGAUCCCAGUGAGGUGACUGGUGGGUGGUGGCUUCUCGGAGGCACUGGGGUCACGUCUUGGAUUACUAAAUCGCCAUCGACAUCGCCAUCGCCACCGCCGGAAUGCUACGCAGCUGCGUGUGCCUGCGCACCGACGAGGACGGGAAGCGGCGCAGCUCCUCCGUGGAAGACGCCUCCUCGUGCCGCUCGUCGGAAAUAGAGCGCGUGGGCGCCAGCAUGCAGACUUUGGGCCCCAAUGGACAGCCGCAGUCAUCCGCCGCGCAGACGAGCACCAGGGCCUCCAGUCUGCUGCAGCUCUUCCAGCGGCGAGGUUGGUGCAAGCACUUCCGCAAGCCGCUCCGGGGCAUGAGCGCCUCCCGGGCCGAAAAGACCAUCCGAGCGGCAAUAUUCAUCCAGAAAUGGUAUCGCAGGCAUCAGGCCCGUCGCGAAAUGCAGAGGCGUUGCAACUGGCAAAUCUUCCAGAACCUGGAGUAUGCCAGCGAACAGGACCAGGCUGAGCUAUACAAAUUCUUCAAUGACCUCAUUAAGCACAUGCCCCAGGCUGCGGGCAGGAAGAAUCAGUACCAAGGAUCCGCUCAUGUUUCCGUACUGGAUGAUAAAGACGACCUCGUUGAAGAGUUUGGAGACAUUGUGAAUGCCAAAAUUGAGUUGCCAAUACGAAAAAACCAUAUCGAUCUAUUGAUUGACGUCUUCCGAAAGAAACGGGGAAACCGAUUGCAUCCUAAAUAUGUGGCCCUAAUCUUACGCGAGGCAGCCAAAUCCCUUAAGCAGCUUCCCAAUAUUUCCCCGGUGUCCACGGCUGUUUCCCAACAAGUUACGGUGUGUGGGGAUCUUCAUGGAAAAUUGGACGAUCUUCUUGUGGUGCUGCAUAAGAACGGUCUUCCUUCAUCUUCCAAUCCCUACGUGUUCAAUGGCGACUUUGUGGACAGGGGCAAGCGGGGCUUGGAGGUCCUUCUAUUGCUUCUCUCACUCUAUUUGGCUUUCCCCAAUGCAGUUUUCCUCAACCGUGGAAACCACGAGGACAGUGUCAUGAAUGCCCGCUAUGGAUUCAUUCGGGAGGUGGAAAGCAAGUACCCUCGGAAUCACAAGCGAAUUCUGGCCUUCAUAGACGAGGUCUACCGAUGGCUUCCCCUUGGCUCCGUGCUUAAUAGCAGAGUCUUAAUCGUCCACGGAGGUUUUUCGGAUAGCACAAGCCUAGAUCUUAUCAAAAGUAUUGACAGGGGCAAGUAUGUGUCUAUUUUGCGGCCUCCACUGACGGAUGGUGAACCGCUGGACAAAACCGAGUGGCAGCAGAUCUUCGACAUUAUGUGGAGCGAUCCGCAGGCCACAAUGGGUUGUGUCCCGAACACCCUAAGAGGAGCUGGUGUUUGGUUUGGUCCGGAUGUGACCGACAACUUCCUCCAGCGACAUCGACUCAGCUACGUCAUUCGGUCCCACGAAUGUAAGCCCAAUGGUCAUGAGUUUAUGCAUGACAACAAGAUAAUCACAAUUUUUUCGGCCUCGAAUUACUAUGCCAUUGGAUCCAAUAAAGGGGCUUAUAUUCGCUUGAAUAACCAGUUGAUGCCCCAUUUUGUUCAGUAUAUAUCGGCGGCAUCACAAACAAAGCGUUUGUCUUUCAAACAGCGAAUGGGCAUUGUGGAAAGUUCGGCGCUCAAGGAGUUGGCGGUGCGUAUGCGUGAUCACCGAGAUGAACUGGAGGACGAGUUCAGGAGGUACGAUCCCAAGGAUAGUGGUCACAUAUCCAUUUCAAACUGGUGCAAGGUGAUGGAGAAGGUAACCAAGUUGGGAUUGCCCUGGCGACUCCUUCGCGAAAAACUGGCCCCGGGAACAGAUAGCCAGAAGGUUAAUUACAACAGGACCCUGGAUUUGUUGGACACGGAUGUAAUACUCGAAGCUGAAGCUGACGGCAUGUCAGUAAUGGACGCUUUAUAUGCCAACAAGGCAAGCUUGGUGGCUAUUUUUAAUAUCAUUGAUGCUGAUAACUCUGGCGAAAUCACACUAGAUGAGUUUGAAACUGCUAUUGAUUUACUGGUGGCACAUAUGCCAGGUGCCUAUUCCAAGGCAGAGAUGCUGGAGAAAUGCCGAAUGAUGGAUCUUAAUGGAGAUGGUAAAGUGGAUCUAAACGAGUUCCUGGAGGCAUUCAGGUUGAGUGAUCUGCACAGGAAGGAGCAGCAGGACGAGAAUAUAAGGAGACGUUCAACUGGCAGAUCGGCCAUAGCUAAAACCGCUUCAGAUCCCGUGGCUUUGUUGGCCGACAAGAUCUCAAAAAAUACGCUGGUUGUGGAACACGACAUCGAUCCCACGGACUGCGAGUCUAAAGUUAUUGAUCCUAAGAAGCCUUAAGCUAACCCAAUUAUUAAGAAACUAGCUAAGUUUAUGUUUUUGAUAAAAUUUUCAAUACGGAUUUUAUUUGCUCCACUUAAAGCAUUUAAAGCACAUUCGUAUUUGUUUAAGUCACUUAUUAAAAAUAUAAAAUGAAUUGCGAACGAAUGUUAACAUUUACGUAUAAAAAUUACCAAAUAUAAAAAAAGAAUUAAAGGUAAAACAUAUGAGAUCUCUGCAAAAGAAAAAACCUACUGCUAAUGUCACAACAUUUCUUAGCAAAUUUAAUGGCCAUUCCCCUACGCUUUUGAUUUAAAUUAUAUAUAGUUAUAACAAUCUAUAAUGCGCUCUUUUAUAAGCUAUAUUCAGACAUAAUUUAUAAAGAACUUUAAAAUGUUAAGAGAUUUAAGAAAACGAUAGUGUUGGACAAAAAUGUUAUGUCAAAUUUAUAAAACCAAAUAUCAGACGCUUUAUAUUUAAAUAUAGGCAUAAAAACAUA